Molecule: messenger RNA, 1962 nt
Organism: Penicillium manginii
Lineage: Eukaryota; Fungi; Ascomycota; Eurotiomycetes; Eurotiales; Aspergillaceae
Product: lysine--tRNA ligase KRS1
Exons: 6
Coding region: 1-1962 (653 amino acids)
Biological process (GO): lysyl-tRNA aminoacylation
Cellular component (GO): cytoplasm; cytosol
Molecular function (GO): ATP binding; lysine-tRNA ligase activity; tRNA binding
Source: RefSeq, a predicted model, not a curated record
AUGGCGGAUUCCAACCCUGUGCAGGAUGCCGAGGCAUCCAUGGCCAAGCUUCUGCUCGACGAGGUCACCGGCGAGAAGGUCUCCAAGACCGAAUUGAAGAAGCGCCAGAAGUUGCGCGAGAAGGAGGCCAAGAAGAAGGAGAAGGAAGCUGCUGCUCCUCCUAAGCCCGCCGCCGUCAAGAAGACCUCUGCUGAAGAUGACGAGGCCAACCUGACUCCCAACCAAUACUUCGAGAUCCGCAGCAAGAGAAUCGAUAAGCUGCGCCAGACCAAGAGCCCCAACCCUUACCCCCACAAGUUCCAGGUCAACACCGAUCUGCGCCAAUUCCUUACCGACUAUGCCUCUCUCGCCAAGGGCGAACAGAAGCCCGAGGUCAGCAUCAGCCUUGCUGGUCGUAUCUACACCAAGCGCUCCUCUGGCAACAAGCUUCUCUUCUAUGAUCUCCGCGCCGAGGGUGUCAAGGUCCAGAUCAUGUGUCAGGCCCAAUUCGCCACUGGCAGCGCCUCCUUCGAGGAGCAACACGAGCACAUCCGUCGUGGUGAUAUUGUCGGAAUUGUCGGUUUCCCCGGCCGUACCUCCCCCAAGAACCGUGACGAUGGCGAGCUCUCUAUCUUCGCCACUGAGCUUGUUCUUCUGUCCCCCUGCUUGCAUGCCAUUCCCUCCGAGCACUACGGUUUCCAGGACAAGGAGCAGCGUUUCCGUCAACGUUACCUCGAUCUUAUCAUGAACGACCGCUCCCGCGAGAUCAUCCGUACUCGCUCCAAGAUCACCAAGUACAUUCGUGACUUCCUUGACGAACGAGAGUAUGUGCUAUCUUUCAAUAUUUCCCAUUUGAUUUUCAAGUCGCAUACUAACUUAACGUAUGUUUAUCACGCCGAGACUGUUUUCGGUUAUGUUAUUAACCUAUUUAUCGAUGUCGAGACCCCUUGCCUUUCCAAUAUUGCCGGUGGUGCGACAGCCAAGCCCUUCAUUACUCACCAAUACCUUCGUAUUGCCCCUGAGCUGUACCUCAAGAUGCUCAUUGUCGGUGGUCUCGAGCGUGUUUACGAGAUUGGCCGUCAAUUCCGUAACGAGGGUAUCGAUCUUACUCACAACCCUGAGUUCACCACCUGUGAAUUCUACUGGGCCUACGCCGAUAUGUUCGAUGUGAUGGAUCUGACCGAGGAGCUUGUCUCUGGCCUGGUCAAGAAGAUCACUGGUGGAUACGAGACCACCUACCACACCCAGACUGGCGAAACCUAUAACGUCAACUGGAAGGCCCCCUGGCGCCGCGUGGAGAUGAUCCCCGCUCUGGAAGAGGCCACUGGCGAGAAGUUCCCCUCUGGUGACCAACUCCACACCAAGGAGACCAACGAGUUCCUCCAGCGCAUUUGCAAGAAGAUGAAUGUGGAGUGCACACCACCCCUGACCAAUGCCCGUAUGUUGGAUACUCUGGUUGGAGAGUUCAUCGAGGAGACUUGCAUCAACCCUACCUUCAUCACCGGUCACCCUGAGAUGAUGUCCCCGCUUGCCAAGUACUCUCGCGACAAGCCCGGUCUGUGUGAGCGUUUCGAGGCCUUCGUUUGCAAGAAGGAGAUUUGCAACGCUUAUACCGAGUUGAACGACCCCUACACCCAAAGAGAGCGAUUCGAGGAGCAGGCCCGCCAGAAGGACCAGGGUGAUGACGAGGCCCAGCUUAUCGACGAGAACUUCUGUACUUCCCUGGAGUACGGUUUGCCCCCUACUGGUGGCUGGGGAAUGGGUAUUGACCGUCUGGUCAUGUUCCUUACCGACAACUACAGCAUCAAGGAGGUGCUUACCUUCCCCAUGAUGAAGGAUGACAAGACCGCCGCGGCGGGCAAGUCUGUCCUUGACGCGACUGGCGCCCAGCCCCAGCCUGAGGAUGGCAACCGUAUGUUAUUAGUUUCUUGCAAUUUCCACGAGCCGAUAUCACUAACGCUGAAUCUGCAGCCCAAUAACUGA